Temnothorax curvispinosus is the source of this 3460-nucleotide messenger RNA. RefSeq lists its product as uncharacterized. NCBI's taxonomy places the organism in Eukaryota, Metazoa, Arthropoda, Insecta, Hymenoptera, Formicidae. The transcript is spliced from 2 exons. The coding region runs from base 49 to 2958 and encodes 969 amino acids. The record is from RefSeq and is a predicted model, not a curated record. Gene Ontology annotation, molecular function: nucleic acid binding. Gene Ontology annotation, biological process: DNA integration.
GCGACGACGCCGACAGAAUCAUCCGAUUUAUCUCAAAUCUGUGCUUGGAUGGCACAACAAAUGCGUAUUCAGCAGGAAGAUAAGCAAGAACAAAGGCGUUUCCAGCAAGAGCAAAUGCGAUUUCAGCAAGAGCAAAUGCGUAUCCAACAAGAAGAUAAGCAAGAGCAAAGGCGUAUCCAACAAGAACAAACACUUAUUCAGCAAGAGUUUCAACGAGAACAAGCUCGAAACCAACAGGAACAGCAGCGGCAAAAUCAAGCUAUGAUGCAACAGAUGGUCGAGUUAACUAAUUUGUCUCGUGAGAACUCUCAAAAUGGAAUACGUAAUAUUACAAGUGAAGACAAUGUUAUACGUGCGGAUCCGGAUAGUUCAAUUACACGUCGCCAGCCAAUUUCGUCAGUAGCAACUGCACAUGCUGUUAAAUUGUUGACGACUCAAAUUCCUGAAUUUGCCGGAACAGAAGAAGAGAAGAUAGAAAUAUGGAUUCAGACUGGAGAGAGAAUUGCACAAAUCCAUGCAGUUUCGGAUGAUGUGUUACUCUUAGCAGCUUCUAGUAAGCUCGUCAAAAAUGCCAAAAGAUGGUUUGAUCUCAAUGUAACAACGUUGAUCGAAUCAUGGCAGAUAUUUAAAGAAGCCAUAAUACGUCGAUUUAAAAGGAAGAUAUUGUUUCAUGUGGCUAUGCAAAAAGUUGAAGCAAGAAGAUGGAAUUUUCCAAAAGAGCAAUUCCAAGAUUACGCCAUGGACAAAUUAGUGCUGAUGAAAAAUCUAAACUUGCCAGAAGAAGAUGCCAUUCAUCUACUUAUUAAUGGUAUCGGAAGCCGAUCGUUGAGAGAAACAGCAGCGGUGUUUCAUUGUGCAACAGUCGAUGAGUUCCUGGAAGAAAUGCACCGGAUAACAUCGGUGUCGGCCGAGCCCACUCGGAAGAUUCAUCAGCAAGAGAUCAAGAAUGAUAAGGUGAAAAAUAGUGAGGACACGGUUCCUAAAUAUAGCUCAGUGUCAAAAUCGGACAAAGAUGUGUUUUGUGUUUAUUGCCGGGCAAAAGGUCAUGUCCGAGCUGACUGUUACAAGUUAAAAAAGAAAGAGCAAUCACCACCUGUGGUAACUGCCAAACCAGCAUCAGUGGUAUCUGCAGUGGAAGAAGACGUUCAGGAGAUGGAGAUUGCGACAGUGAAUGAAGAUUUCGGUAGGAAGUUAGAAAUUCCUGAUGCGCGUAUUAUUGUAACUUCGGUGAAUGAAAUUCCAUGUAAGUUGAAUGCGUUGUUAGAUACCGGAAGUCCCGUUUCGUUUAUUAAGUCUUCGAUUUUUGCAAAAUUUAUAAAAGUCGAUUUAGAAAAGAGUGAGAAAAUAAAACGAUAUAAAGCGGUGAAUAAUACUUUUGUUAAUAUAUUAGGAUCUGCUCAAACGGUAAUUUCUCUGGAUUUAUUACCAAAUUUAAAAGCGUCAAUUUCUUUAUUGGUAUUGGAUAAUGACUCAUUUUCUUUUGAUUUAAUUAUUGGUUUAGAUUUCUUUAAAGAGAAUAAUAUUUCAAUUUUAUGUAAACCAUCUGAUAUUGAAGUUGAUAAUCAAAUUCGAUUAUUUCAAGAAGUAGCUACUACAGAAGAAAUUAAAGAUAAAUCUGAAGAUAUACUGUCAUUAUUGCAAGAUGUCGAUACUAAUUGUAAUGAAUCAAAUAAACAAGAAUUAGAGUUUGAGGAUAAUGAUAAUGAGGUUGCGUAUAUAGAACCAAUGCCUCUUGAAAGAGAGCUAGAAUAUAAGCAGUUGCGAGAUAUUAAAUUAAAGAAUAUUGCGGAAAAAUUAGAAGUUGAGGAUAACGAAAAAUUUACAUUAAUAGAUGGACUUGUCUUUCAUAAAGGAAAGGAUAAACCUAGAUUUGUAAUUCCAGAAGUUAUGAUAAAUAACAUUAUUCGGGUAUAUCAUGAUGAUAAGGCGCAUUGCAACGUUAACAAAACUUUCCAAGGUAUAUAUGAGAAUUAUUGGUGUCCUUCUUUACGAAUAAAAGUGAUAGAUUAUAUAGAUAACUGUUUGACUUGUAUGAUGACAAAUGCGACUAUUAGUACUCGCGAGGGCGAAUUACAAUUAGUAGAUAACCUUAAAUCCCCGUGUCAAAUUUGGCAUACGAACCUUUUUGGCCCAAUAUCAGAGUCAGUUGAGGGAUACAAGCAUAUUUUGGUAAUAGUAGAUGCGUUUACGCGAUUUACUUGGUUGUUUCCUGUCAAAUCUACCAGUACAAAAGAAAUUAUCAAACAUAUGGAACUAUUGUUUAACACAUUUGGAAAUCCAAAUAUUUUAGUAUCGGAUAAAGGUACAGCAUUUGCUUCGAAUAAAUUUUCAGAAGUUAUGCAAAUUCAUAAUAUUAAACAUCAUCAAGUUGCUGUUGAUGCUACAUGGGCAAACAGCAUAGUAGAGAGAGUUAAUAGAUUUUUAAAAGCAUCUCUUGAAAGAAUUGUUGGGGAACAACAAUCAUGGAGUUCCGCGGUUGGAUCUAUCCAGUUUGUGAUAAACAAUACAGUUCAUUCUUCAGUGAAGGCUUCUCCUUCAAAAUUACUUUUUGGUUAUGAGCAACGUAGUCACUCGGAUAAUGAGUUGGUUAAAAAUUUAACUCAAUUAGCAGAAAUUGAAUUAAAAGUAUCGGAUGAACAAGAUAUCGCUAAUGAAUUAGCUGUAGAAAUGACUGAUGAAAUAAAAGAUUAUAAUAAAGCCAAUUAUGAUAAACAAUAUAAAAAACCAAUUCAGUAUAAAGAGGGAGAUUACGUUAUGAUAAGAGAUACUGCGGUAAAACCCGGAGAAGAUAAGAAAUUAAAGCCAUGUUAUAAGGGUCCGUAUAUGGUUACAAAGGCCUUAAAUAAUAAUAGAUAUAUGAUUCAAGAUAUUCCAGGUUUUAAUGUGACCUCCAGGCCUUAUAACUCUAUACUUUCCCCAGAUAAAAUAAAAUAUUGGAUAAAACAACCAGAGCCAUAAAAAUUUUGGAAUAAAGAUAAUAAAAAGUGUUGUUUUAUGCGAUAAUCAUAAGUUUAAAAUAGUUUAAGUUUUGCGUGCAUUAAGUUUAAGAUUACUAUGUUUAAAAAAUGAAAGUUUGAAUAAUUAAUAAUAAUAAUACUAUGAUUUAUGUUAAAGAAUAAGUAAGGAUUUGUGCGAAUAGUUUAAGUUGUAUUGAAAUUAUAUUACUAGGGUAUAUUUUAUUUUGUUUUUGAGAAUUAAUUUCCGUUAAGACAUUCGGGACGAAUGUAUUCGCAGAAUGGCCGAACUGUAAGAUUAUUUGUGCCGUGCUUGAGUAGACCGUAAGGUGUGAUUGGUCGCUUGAAGUACUGAGUUGCGCCGUAGCCCUCUGCGCAGGAAGAAACGCCUGGAUUGGCGGAGAGUGAGAAAGAACAGUGAGAGGAGUCAGUCGUUGUUGGACGCUAGUCACGUACGCGUCGUUGUGCAACUAUCGAGUAAUAAAAGUUACCUUGUUCCUUCAAUA